Messenger RNA from Motacilla alba alba, 5606 nucleotides. RefSeq names its product protein phosphatase 2 regulatory subunit B''alpha (gene PPP2R3A). Gene Ontology annotation, cellular component: protein phosphatase type 2A complex. Gene Ontology annotation, biological process: protein dephosphorylation. The coding region runs from base 1186 to 4587 and encodes 1133 amino acids. The record is from RefSeq and is a predicted model, not a curated record. The transcript has 14 exons. Lineage: Eukaryota; Metazoa; Chordata; Aves; Passeriformes; Motacillidae. Gene Ontology annotation, molecular function: protein phosphatase regulator activity; calcium ion binding.
ACAAGGGACAGGACAAGGGGACAUGGCACCAGGAGAGGUUUAGGUUGGACAUCAGGAGGAAUUCCUUCAUGUAAACGGUGAUUAGACACUAGACAACGGGCUGCCCAGCGAGGCGGUGGAGUCCCCAUGCCUGGAGGUGCUUACGGAAAGGCUGCUCGUGGCACUCGGUGCCCUGGUCUGCUUGUCAAGGCGGGGAUCAGCCCCAGGUUGAACUCCAUGAUCUCAGGAGGUCUUUUCCAGCCUUAGCGAUUGACUCCGUGAUUCUAUAGCUGGCCAGCGGGACCUUCCCUGUGGGCAGUAGCGCUGGCACAGCGAUGAGCACCCCGGUCUGUAACUGGUCAGGAGGGCUCGUCACACUCCCAGAGUGGGGUUGUACAGCGGGGCAGGAGCCCCUGCGGGGGUACCCGGGCUGCACAGGGAAGGCUGCGCAAGGAGGGCUGUCCGGCUGAUCCGGCAGCACAGCUCCCGCCGAGCGCUGCCCGCACCUCCCCGGCCAGCCCAGUGGGGAGCAGCACAAGCUGUAUUUAUCCCUCACGCGUGGCUCACAGACCACUAAGUGGUGGUGGAGCAGCACGAGCAGUGGCUGCGCACGCUUCCACCUGGAGUUUGAGCUGGUAAAACACCGAGUCGGGCCAGUUCAGCCUCAGGCGGGCGUGGUUUUGACAUAGCCAAAGCCCUGGCUUCUGUAACUUUGUAGCACACCGGGACAGGAAGAGUCACUGAUAUCAAGCGGACAAGCGCGUACGAGGCGGGGGACCUGUGUCACCAGUGUGAGAGAGGAAUCUCCCAAGUACACUGUGGAUUUUUUCUCUGCGUGUGCUACUGGAUGAUCUACCCUUUACUGACCCACCCAAAAAAAAGGGUCAAACAGAAAUUGCUGACUUCUGCCUUGAAACUGACUGGAUUUUAUGGCCUCUGCUGGAGAAGCUACCUGGACCAUUGGAAAUGAAGCAGCUCGUGCUGCACCUCUGCUGAGCAUGGAAUAUGAGCAUCGAGGUGCCUUAAGUUAAACCAUAUGCAAGUUGCACUAGUUGUUGUAACUGCACUGCUGAAACCACUCCAGACUUCUCCAGGGCUUUCCAAGGCAGUAGCUCCUCACACAGUUUGGAUGUUUCCAAUUGACAUUUGAAUGUUUUCAUCCAGUCUGGCGUGGCUGUGAAAAGCGAGCUUUUCCCUGUGAAGUUCAUGGUGAGUUUUGCAGCCUCACUUCCCAGCGUGGUCUGUGCUAUGGCAGCGACCUACAGGCUGAUGGUGACUUCAGUGAACUGCUACAGCAGCGUGGUGGUAGAGCAGCACUCCCAGCACACUGUGCACUACUGCACAGGCUCCUGCCAGCUCCUCAGACAGGGACUCACCUGCAUAGUUGCUCACCACAGUGUCUGUGCAGAGCUCAGUGUCCAAGAUGCCGACCUGGACCAUAAAAUUCCUGUUCCUGAAAAUGGUCUUGCCUUGGCUGGAAAUGAGGACUAUCACCAAAUCCUCCCAAAUAAUCCAAGAAUCAAGAAAGGCUUUUCAGUGCAAGCCUCCAGCAGUUUAAAAGACAUUACUGGUGAGGCAAUAAACCUUGCCAGUGGUAAAAUAAAGGAAUUCUCCUUUGAAAAGCUCAAAAACUCUUCCAGUCAUGUGGCCUACAGAAAGGGAAGGAAAGUUCGGUCAGAAUCUUUCAGCAGACGAUCCUUUGAUUUUGACUUGAUUUAUGGACACUUUAACAAUGAUGAGAACUGCCCUCCGUGUGGCUUUUUGCAGAGUCCCUCACCUGUGGAGAAAUGGCAGGAGAGCAGUGAUGCUCCAGAAGUCACCAUGAAUCCUGUGGUUCCCUUCUGCCCUCAUUCCUUCCCUGAAGAAAACUUCAUUACCCAGAUUUUAGAAAAACACAAGCUAGAUGGUUCUUCUGGUGGGGAUAUUAAGGUGUGCCUGGACAUCCUGCUCAAGUGCUCAGAGGAUCUGAAAAAGUGCACGGACAUAAUCAAACACUGCAUCAAGAAGAAAUCUGCAGAUGUCGUUGGUGGAGGGAGCAGCAAUGAUCCUUUGGCUAAUUCAGAGAGGAUAUACAUGAAUCUGAUGACAAGAUUUUCUUCCUACCUGAAAAAGCUGCCCUUUGAGCUGAAGACAGCGGGACAGAGGGAAGCGAGUGACUGGGCAGAGCUGAUGAACUGUUUCCAUGGCUUGCAGCAAACUCCCUUUCCCCUGGUAUUUGGUGAUGAGCAGCCACCCAGGUAUGAAGAUAUCAUUCAGCUGCCAUCCUCAAGUGCAGUUCCUCUCGUUCUACCGGGUCAGGGUGAGGUGACAAGCACUUCCCAGUCCAUCCAGACAGGUACUGGGAGCUUCACCUCCAGCUCCCUGCCCGGCGUCCCUCCAGAGAGCAGCGUGAGAGCUCUGAAAGAUGCUCUACCUCAGUCACCAGCCCCGAGCCCUUGCGACUGCACAUCUGCCACCGAGGCGCUGUACAUCGAGGAGGAGUCUGAUGGGGACACAACAGCAGGGACACAGAAGAAGGCAGAGCAGAAGGGGGGCUGGCAGAGCCCGGAGCACAGCUACCAGCGAGCUGCUGGUUCAGACCUUGCUGCUGAUGCUAAAGCAGAGCAGGCCAGGGUGGGAGAUGCUCCUGAGCAAACUGCUCCUUUAAAACCAGCGUCAGACCCUGUGUUGGGUGGUGCCCAAGUUGCUGUCCCCAAAGGAGCCCAGACAUGCAGUAGGGUGGACAAGGAGGAGAUAGACAAACUGCUGCUGGACUUGGAGAGCUUCUCACAGAAAAUGCAGAGUACUCUGAGGGAGCCCUCUCGGAAGGAGGGCGAGCCUGCCUCACUGCAGGUGUCCGGUAGGCAGGGUAGGCAGGCUCCACCUCUGGCUCUUGAACCCAAAAGUAAACCUGCUGAUCCCCCUUCUUCUUUGUCAAAAAUCAUGGAAACCAACGGUCAUAAAAUGGAAGAGGAUGACAAAGCCCUUUUACUGCGUAUCCUGGGAAGCAUCGAGGACUUUGCCCAGGAGCUGGUGGAAUUCCAGACUGGCAAGGGAAGUUUGUCCAAGGAGAGGGAAGUGAUGCAAAUUCUCCAGGAAACUUUAGCAACUCCUUCACAGUCCCUGCUCGCAGGACAAAAAAGCCAGGCUGGGGCUGCCUCCAGAGACUCUGUUCCAGCUUCAAUUCAGCAGGCCCCAGAAGUAAUAAAGGUUCAGAGUAAACAAGAGAAGAAGGCAGGAACUUCAUCCCCAGCCCCCCUGCAGCCUGUGGUUAGCACUUGCACUCCUCUGCCUGUGAAUAAAGCCACCAGCAGUACCCCUGUGCCCAUAAACAUUCCACGUUUCUACUUCCCUAAAGGACUCCCGAAUGUCUGCACUAACCAUGAAGAAAUCAUUGCCAGGAUUGAAGAGGCCUUUACAGAGUUUGAAGAUGGGAAAGCAAACAUCUGUGAUAUGGGGAAAAUUGCUAAGAUCUGUGGCUGCCCACUCUACUGGAAAGCACCUCUGUUCAGUGCAUCUGGGGGAGAGAGGACAGGAUGUGUCUCUGUGCACUCCUUUGUGUCCAUGUGGAGAAAAAUCCUGCGGAGCUGCCACGACGAUGCCUCCAGGUUCACUUCCCUUCUGGCAAAGCCUGGCUGUGACUGCCUACGACAGGAGGAUUUCAUCCCGCUGCUGCAGGAUGUGGUAGAAACUCAUCCUGGCCUCACGUUCCUGAAGGACGCCCCGGAGUUCCAUUCCCGGUAUAUUACAACGGUUAUCCAGAGGAUAUUCUACACAGUCAAUCGAUCCUGGUCGGGGAAGAUCACUCUAACGGAGCUGAGGAAAAGCAACUUCCUGCAAACUCUUGCUCUCUUGGAAGAAGAGGAUGACAUAAAUCAGAUCACAGAUUACUUCUCCUACGAGCACUUUUAUGUCAUAUACUGCAAAUUCUGGGAGCUGGAUACUGACCAUGACCUUUACAUCAGCCAGAAGGACCUGGCUAGGUACAGUGAUCAAGCUUUGUCAAACAGGAUCAUUGAGCGGAUAUUCAGCGGUGCUGUGGUGAGAGGCACUGAAGUUCAAAAGGAAGGGCGCAUGAGUUACGCAGAUUUUGUGUGGCUCCUCAUUUCAGAGGAAGACAAAAGGAGUGCUACAAGCAUCGAGUACUGGUUCCGCUGCAUGGACCUGGACGGGGACGGGGUGCUGUCCAUGUACGAGCUGGAAUACUUCUAUGAGGAGCAGUGUGAGCGCAUGGAGGUGAUGGGCAUUGAGCCGCUGCCCUUCCAGGACCUGCUGUGCCAGAUGCUGGACCUCGUUAAGCCAGAGAGGGAAGGAAGAGUAACCUUGCGAGACCUGAAGAGGUGCAGAAUGGCUCACGUGUUCUUCAACACCUUCUUCAAUUUAGAGAAAUAUCUGGACAAUGAACAGAGGGAUCCCUUUGCAGUGCAAAAGGACAUGGACAGUGACAGCCCCGAGCCCUCCGACUGGGACAGGUACGCGGCUGAGGAGUACGAGAUCCUGGUGGCCGAGGAGUCUGGGAAUGAGCAGCUCCAGGAGGGAUCAUGUGAAGAUGACUAUGACACAGAUGAAGUCUUACCUCCCCCUGAAACUGGAGACAAGUCAGACAAGCUAAUUAUCUCAGAUCUCUGAGCUUAGAGAAGUGGAAGACAGCCCAUGUCUUUCAAACUGGAUAGCAUUCAGUCCCAAGGCACUUGGGGGUUUUCCUUAAAUCUGUCAUUGGAACAAUGUGCUUUAUUUUGUACACUGAAACUUGAGACCCCUUUUUGUCUUCCUGUGUAAUUGCAAUAAGGUAAUUUCUAUGAAAAGGCUUUUUACAAUGUGUUCUCGUGCACACUCACUGAAAAUGGUGAUUGCACCUUGUUUCAUUUAUAUAUAAAUUCUGUGAUGUCCCCAGAUGUGCAAUAAAUGCCAGCAUCUAAUGAUUACCUGUAACAGCUGCAUGCAACAUCUGUAGUGGUCGUUUCUCAGUUCUGUCCUGUGCCACUCUGUCCCCUUGGCUUUAUACCAGGAGUGACAAAAGAGCUGCCAAAUUAACUUAGAUGUGUCUCUAGAAAUCUUUUAAAACACAGGUCAAAGUGACGUUCUUUUUUUCCUUCCUGUCCUGGAAACAAAGGGAACGUGCCUGCACAUGGGGAGAGUGAAGUCCCUUUGUGCCUUGCCCCCAAGCUCUUCCCCUGGCUGCUGGACUGCUUCACUGCUGUGCAUCUGGGAGCAGUUUCAGCACCACACCACAUCAUGCUCUCCUGGAAUUUGAGACAGAAUUACCUUUUCUAGUCCUGUGUCUCCUCCUGUGCUGCUCUGGCUCUGGCCAGAGCUUUGUCUGUGUAGCUUUCUACUUUGUGGAAGUGUUUUGCAGAGUAUUUACAGCAAAUACAGAUCUCUGCUGUUCAGCUGCUGUGUUGAGACUGCUGUGCCUGGUGUGCACCAGUUCCGUCCAUUCCUGUGUUCUCCUCUCCUGUAGCCUUCUUUAACCUGUAGCCAAGAGACUAAGCUGAGAUCAUGAAGAAAAAAAACAACCCCCUCUUUUAACUAGUAAAGGAAUUAGCCUGUAUUAUUGCCAAAAUUAAUUUUUCUCCCAGGCUCAGGGAGGAAAUGCUGUAACUAAUGAAUUCUUGCUUUAAGUGCAAAUUAAACCAAUUUUCUCCCUA